ACUUCCGGUCUGCCUUGGGAGCCGGAAGCGGAGCUUCAUUCCAGUUUUGGGGCGGGAAAAACGGUCGCUCCUGAGGCCGGCUUGGAACCCAAGGGGCAGAGGGGAGCCGAGGCUACCCGGGGCGCUGUGAGGACCGUGUGGGACCGGGAAUUUAUUCCUACUUACAAACAUUUGGGCUAGUUCGGCACUGAGCUAAGGGCUGGGGACUGCAAAGACAAAACUGCUCUUGCCUCAGAGGAGCCGGAGGUCGCUGAGGCAGAGAACUGGUUAAUCCCAGUUUAAAUUAGGAGCACCUAGUGGAAGAAGCCUUAUGUGAAACAGAAAUGCCUCUUUCCACACAGACUGAAGAUGGGAAUGAUCAAUAUAUUUUAGUUGCCAGCCUUGACAAUGUAAGGAAUCUCUCAAACAUAUUAAAAGCUAUUCAUUUCAGAGACCACGCAACCUGUUUUGCAACAACAAAUGGAAUCAAGGUUACAGUGGAAAAUGCAAAAUGUCUGCAAGCCAAUGCAUUCAUUCAGGCUGGAAUAUUUCAGGAGUUUAUUGUUCAGGAGGAAUCUGUAACAUUUCGAAUCAAUUUGACAGUCCUUCUAGACUGCUUGACCAUUUUUGGUUCAACUCCUUUGCCAGGAACUUCAACUGCACUUAGGAUGUGUUACCAAGGUUAUGGGUACCCUUUGACACUCUUCCUGGAAGAAGGAGGAGUAGUGACAGUGUGCAAAAUUAAUACCCAAGAGCCUGAAGAUACACUGGAUUUUGAUUUCUGCAGCACAAAUGUUAUUAAUAAGAUUAUUCUUCAGUCAGAAGGCCUACGUGAAGCAUUUGCUGAAUUAGACAUGACCAGUGAGGUCCUACAGAUUACCAUGUCACCAGAAAAACCUUAUUUCAGGUUAUCCACUUUUGGAAAUUCAGGAAGUUCACACCUUGACUAUCCCAAAGAUUCUGAUUUGAUGGAAGCAUUUCAUUGUAAUCAGACCCAGACUAACAGAUACAAGAUUUCUUUGCUGAAACCAUCUACCAAAGCUUUAGCCCUAUCUUGUAAGGUGUCUAUUCGCACUGAUAACCGGGGAUUCCUCUCUUUACAGUAUAUGAUUAAGAAUGAAGAUGGACAGAUAUGUUUUGUGGAAUACUAUUGUUGCCCUGAUGAGGAUGUUAGUGAUUCAGAGCCCUGACGAUUAAUGACUGGCCAUCUUUCUUACACACAGGGUAGGCUGUGUUCUUGUUCUCCUUUAUGCAGUACUGCUGGUAACUUAUUGUGGGACUUUCCCAAGGACAAGACAUUGGGAAAUUGAUAACAAGUGGCACAAUAGUGUGCCCUAUAGAUACAUUAUUUUUCCACAAAGAUAUGUGUUCAAAUAGGUGUCAGUAUUCUGGUGCUCUUCUGAAUAUUACCUGUUUAAGUUCAUGAGAGUAUAAGUAGUGAUAAAUGUUGAUGAAUAAAUUAUUAACAUUGACUUUUCAAAACAGGAACCUUCAGAAAAUCCAGAAUCUGAAGACAAAAUAUUACUUUUUCUGAAAUGUUCAAUAUACUAUUACAAUUAGCAAAUUCAUACUUAUGACAAACCCAUUCAUCCAAGAUUAAUUUGAAUUGGACAAAGUACUUUUUAAGGGAUACUCUACAUAUUUUAAAAUAAUAUAAAGAAGGCACUUGUUUACAUGAGUUUGUCAUAGGUGGAAUUGGAAUAUCUAUGGGGGUUGAGAAUGAGAAUUAGCAAAAAAAAAAAGUAUAAAAAUUUGAUGAACAAGCUAGAAUGUUAUAUUAAAAAAAUACAUUUUUAUUGGUGUCCCUUGUUUCACCUCCAUUUCCUACUGUGUCCCCUUUCACCCUCUUCCAGAGAGCUACCCUUAUACUAAAGAAGAAAAAAAUUCAGUAAAACAAACCAACAUAUUGAAAGUAAGAUACAUGUAGCACUCUAUGCCCGUGUACCCCACCUCUGCAAAGAAGCAGGGGAAAGUAUUUUCAUAUUGUAUUUGGAGCCAAUCUCAAUCAUUAUAAUUAGCAGUAUUAGGUUUCAGUUGUUUUGCUGCUGUCAUACAAAGUGAAUUUAAGACUCAUAACUUUCUUCAUGAUGUCUUAAUUUCCCAGUUCAAUUUAAAAAUAUUCAUUGGGCACCUCUUAGCAUUGUCUUUACCUAAACUGAGGCGAAAAACAAAAUGCAUGCCAGCUUCAGUAAUUUUCUACAAGAGGCAGUGUGGUAUAAAGUUAGGAGACUUGGGUUUUAAUUCAGUCUUACCUAUUGAGCUGUGACCCAGGUUCUUUCCGUUUUCAGAGCCUGUUUCCUCAUCUACAAAAUGGGGUGAAAAAAUAUUUGUUACUUUUUCUCUCAAGGUGGUUUUGAGGAAAAACCCACUAUAAACUUUAGUUGUACCCAAGUUCUUUAUUCACUAAAAUAUUUUUGUCACAGCUAUUUUAUAUAUUUUAAAUAAAAUGAUAU
Trichosurus vulpecula (common brushtail) is the source of this 2432-nucleotide messenger RNA. RefSeq names its product RAD1 checkpoint DNA exonuclease (gene RAD1). Bases 324 to 1169 code for a protein of 281 amino acids. The record is from RefSeq and is a predicted model, not a curated record. Gene Ontology annotation, biological process: DNA damage checkpoint signaling; DNA repair. Gene Ontology annotation, molecular function: 3'-5' exonuclease activity. The transcript is spliced from 6 exons. Gene Ontology annotation, cellular component: checkpoint clamp complex; nucleus. Lineage: Eukaryota; Metazoa; Chordata; Mammalia; Diprotodontia; Phalangeridae.